This is a messenger RNA of Styela clava, 3657 nucleotides long. Its product is annotated as iron-sulfur clusters transporter ABCB7, mitochondrial-like. Gene Ontology annotation, molecular function: ABC-type transporter activity; ATP hydrolysis activity; ATP binding. Gene Ontology annotation, biological process: intracellular iron ion homeostasis; transmembrane transport. NCBI's taxonomy places the organism in Eukaryota, Metazoa, Chordata, Ascidiacea, Stolidobranchia, Styelidae. The record is from RefSeq and is a predicted model, not a curated record. Gene Ontology annotation, cellular component: mitochondrial inner membrane.
UGUGACAGCAUCAGGCGGGCCAGAUUGAAUUAACCAACGGGCCGGAUUUGGCUCGCGGGUCGUACUUUGCCCAUGUCUGAUGUAGCCUAUAAAAAGUUUUAUUGAAUUUAUAGAUAGGCCUGUAGGCUAGAUGACUCACAUUUUGGCAAAAGUAGAAGAUUGACAUAUUUUUGUGAUCAUGUCCUUGCCGUUCCGAUGCCUUUUACAAACUGGAAUAAGUGGGAGAAGAUACACUGCAAAUUCAAAUGUUGUUUCACACCGAUGUCUACUUGUUUAUUCUGGAACACAUUAUACUAAAGUUCCACAUAGUAGAUUAUGGACCCUCCACCGGCGGUCGAGAAUAUUGCCAAAGCCUAAUACAAGACAUCAAGUACCUGGAUCAUCGUCAGUUGUUGGCAGAAUCGAUGGUGUAGAAUCGACUCCAGUUGGAGCCAAAAAGAUUUUAAAAUUCAUGAUGUCCUAUGUCUGGCCGAAGGAUAAACCACAAGUCAGGAAAAGAGUGGUUUUAUCCUUAUCGUUGUUAGCUGGUGCAAAAAUAAUGAAUGUCCAAGUUCCAUUUCUUUUUAAAUAUGCUGUUGAUAACAUUUCAGCAAUGGCUACAAAUUCACCUGAGCUAGCUGUUUUCACCACAGUCUACUUUUUGAUACUUGGUUACGGUGCUGCACGCAUUAGUGCUUCUUUGUUUAAUGAGCUACGUGAUGCUGUGUUUGCUAAAGUGGCACAGAGUUCAAUUCGAGAAAUUGCACGAACUUUAUUCAGUCAUCUUCAUGCUCUUGAUAUGAGAUUUCAUAUGGGACGACAAACUGGUGCACUGUCAAAAGCUAUUGAUAGAGGAACAAGAGGUAUAAAUUUUGUCUUCCGAGCCCUCGUGUUCAAUAUUGUGCCAACUUUGUUUGAAGUAUCUCUGGUCAGCUUCAUUUUAUGGUAUAAGUGUGGCAGUCAGUUUGCUUUGGUAACGGUGAGCACUCUAGCGGCUUAUAUUGCAUGGACUUUAUCUAUUACGGCAUGGAGAACAAAAUUUCGACAAAAGAUGAACCAGGCUGACAACCAAAUGGGAAACAUUGCAAUAGACUCUUUAAUUAACUAUGAAACAGUCAAAUAUUUUAAUAAUGAACAGUUUGAAACACAACGUUAUGAUGCAGUUUUGAAGAAAUAUGAAGACGCUAACUUGCGCACAAAUACCUCACUUGCAUUACUCAACUUUGGACAACAGUUUAUAUUUGGAUGUGGAUUGACCGCUAUCAUGCUGUUGGCAGGACAAGGGAUAAAAAAUGGACAAAUGUCUGUUGGAGAUCUUGUGAUGGUAAAUGGAUUAUUAUUCCAAUUAUCUGGUCCUUUAAAUUUCCUUGGCUCCGUUUACAGGGACAUCAGGCAAUCUCUUAUAGAUAUGGGCACUAUGUUUACUUUGACUGAGAUAAAGAAGGAGAUAGUUGAUAUCCCUGAUGCUAUGCCACUCAGGACUCAUCACGGAGAAACUUCCAUACGGUUUGAAGAUGUUACGUUUGGUUACACGAAAGAUAAAAAGAUCCUUGAUGGUCUGAGUUUGGAAGUUCCAGCUGGGAAGAAAGUUGCAAUUGUUGGAGGGAGUGGCAGUGGGAAAACCACAAUUGCAAGAUUGCUCUACCGUUUUUAUGACCCAUGGCAUGGCAAUAUUUUCAUCAAUGACCAAAACAUUCGAAUAGUUACUGUGGACAGCCUUCGUCGGUUGAUUGGAAUUGUCCCGCAAGAAACUGUAUUGUUUCAUGAUACAAUUUAUCACAAUAUUGCUUAUGGUGAUUUAUCAGCAGAAAAAGACCAAGUACUUGAUGCAGCACGAAUGGCAGAUAUUCAUGAUUCUAUUCUUGCAAUGCCAAAGCAAUAUGAAACCCCGGUUGGAGAACGAGGAUUAAAGUUAUCUGGUGGGGAAAAGCAAAGAGUUGCGAUUGCUCGAGCAGUGCUGAAACAACCUUGCAUUAUUUUGUAUGACGAAGCAACGUCUUCCCUAGAUUCCAUAACUGAGCAAAACAUACUUAAAGCAUUAAGGCGAGUCACAAUCAACAGGACUUCUAUUUUUAUCGCACAUCGACUUUCAACAGUGAUGGAUUGUGACGAGAUAAUUGUUCUAGAAAAUGGGAAAGUAGCACAACGUGGUACACAUGAACAACUUAUUGCUAGUUCUGACUCUCUUUAUUCAAAACUUUGGGAAAGUCAAAAUAAAAGAACAGAUUAUGCUGAAAAUGAUGAAAUUGAAAAAGAAGUGUUUGAAACAACAAAGUAGUGAAUCGUGUUUCUAUGUUCAAUCAUAUUUAGAGCUCAAUCGAUAUAUCGGCCAGCCUAUUUAUCAAGCCGAUAUUGCGUGUUUGCCGAUAUAUCAUAUCGGCCGCAAACCGCCGAUAUAUAUCGACCAUACUCGGCAAGCGCCUGGCUGCGUGCUGCAACACCGCACGUCCCUUCGUAUAUUUCUCUCGCUUUCAUUUUGCCGUCUCUCUUAAUUCCCGGUGUUAUAUGAUUAGCCAUUUCAUGCAUGGUCAUAACUGAAAAGUUAUUAUCUAGAGUAACAAUGACGUUUUAUAACGUGACUUUUUUAAGAGAGUACACAAUGCGAAAAAGGCAAAUUUAGUAACAGCAUUAAACGAUGGUUCUAUAAAUAAAAUCGAUUGGAAGCUGGUGAGUUAGUAAUCAUAGAAACAUAGUACAGGUAGCUCAAAGCAAUAAUGUCAGUUCCGAAUUUUUGACCUCCCCAAAUUCAAUUUUGAAUUUCUGGGGUAAUAGUUUUGUCUAUAUCGAUGGUUGUUUAUCAUUUUGCUGAAAAUUACAAAAUAAAAACUUAAUCCAUUAUUAUUGACUAAAUAAGGUAUUGAGAAUCUCUGGAAACAAAGCUAUUAAAAAUUUCACAUGUAACUGCACAUAUGCUAUCACAAUAUCGAAGGAUCAUUAUCACGAUUCACUUUAAAAUAUAUCAAUUUAUAAUUUUUUAAUACCCUCGACAUUUGUCCAUAGUUAUAUUUAAAAACGUCUAAUUAACAAUUCUUUUUCCUGGAAAUAGCUAGACUGAUAUUGAAGUAGCAGGGAAAGUUACAGAAUAACAUUUGUUCGAGCAUUAACUAAAGUUAGUUAAAUAAGUCUUACUGCCAUGAUAACAAAUAUCAAAAUGAAACUACAGACUCACAAGGUGCAUCAUAAAAGCGUGGCUCAAAAUAUGAUUUAUAUUAAUAUCGGCAUUACGAUAUCGUUUAUUGGCCACCAGUUGGCCGUUAUAUCGGUAUCGGCGUCAAAAAGUGAUAUCGGUCGAGCUCUAAAUUCAUAUUGUUUCUGACUUCUAUUUAUAUGCAUAGACAUUCAGUUUAAUUGAUUAUUUUUAUUUAUUUGGACAAGUUUAUAGGGGCGAAUAUUCCAAGGUGGAAUAGGUUCUUUACUAGAAAAUGUGAUUUGAAUUUGGGAGACUGCAUUCGUAAUGGUGUUCAAAAUUUGCUAGUGUGAGGAAUCAAAUUACAGUUUUCUUGAAAUGUAAUGAUGGUAUAGUUAAUUAGGUUUCAAUAUAAGUGACUUAAUAUGUUCCGAUAAGUCCUUCUGAUCUAGGUAUAUUUAUGUGUAGUUUUCAUUAUGUUUCAGUCAAAUAUUAUUUUGCAUAUAACUAGAAAAUAAUUGUUUAAUUCUACUAUUUUUUCUCAAAAUAGA